GUUGCAUAGGAUAACCCAGUUCUUGCAGACGUUUGACUAAGCAGCUUCUAGUCUCGUUCUCUUACAGUUUCCGAACCGCACGAUAGACGUCCCAGGAAGAUUUGUCUCCGUGCUGUAGUUGAAUAUAAGCUGGAUCCUUUUCCUUGAAUGAUUUAAUAUUUUAUGCCUUUUCUUUGUCAGUAUGUGGCUGCAGAACAUUCUUGCUACCACGGACUUGAACCACAGUUCUCUACAUCAGAACCAUUAUAUGAAGAAGAAGAAGAGGAGGAAGAAAUUAUGGGGUCAGAUGAUGAUGAACAGGAAGAUGCCAGAGACUACUGCAGAGGAGGUUAUCAUCCUGUGAAGAUUAGUGACUUGUUCCAAGGGAGGUAUCACGUGAUCAGGAAGCUUGGCUGGGGACAUUUCUCCACAGUGUGGUUAUGCUGGGACCUCAAUGCCAAAAGGUUUGUAGCCUUGAAGGUUGUCAAGAGUGCUUCCAACUAUACAGAUACAGCUCUUGAUGAAAUCAGGAUUCUCAGAUCUAUAAGAGAUACUGACCCUGAGGAUCCAUAUAGGGAGAAAGUUGUACAGCUUUUAGAUGAUUUUAAAAUUUCUGGAAUAAAUGGAACUCAUGUAUGCAUGGUUUUUGAAGUUUUAGGGUACAACUUACUGAAGCUAAUUAUCCGUUCCAAUUACCAGGGUAUUCCUAUUGCUAAUGUAAAAACUAUUAUAAGACAGGUACUAGAGGGACUUGAUUAUCUUCAUACCAAAUGUAAAAUCAUUCACACGGAUAUCAAACCUGAAAAUAUAUUACUUACAGUAGAUGAAUCCUAUGUGAGAAAACUAGCUUACGAAGCAACUCAGUGGCAGAAGAUGGGUGUGAGGCUUCCUGGCUCAUUAGUAAGUACAGCCUCCAGGAGUUUCCAAGGGCUAGAUCCCAGUUCAAUGUCAAAAAAUAAGAAGAAGAAACUGAAGAAAAAAGUAAAACAUCAACAGGAGUUACUAGAAGUACAGAUGGAACAGCUGAAACCUUUAGAAAUGAAGCAGAUUCGUAUUGAGGAUGAAUAUGGAGAAUAUCAUCAGGACUUUAGAGAUCCAUUGAUUACAAACAAUGGCAGUUCAGAACUAAGAGGUGAUUUUGGUGAAAUCAGUAAUAAUAAAGAACCAGUCAUCCAGUCAAUGUCUUCUAAUAACCUGUCACCCUCCAGUAACUCUCUCAGAUGCCAGAAUAAUUGUGACAUACCCAAACUUUCCAUUUCUUAUGAUGAAAUAGUUAAUGGAUAUGAAACCUCAUCUGAUCUUCUUGAUUCUGAAGGAGCCACAAGGGGACGAUUGGAACGAUCAGAAAGCACUUUAACACCUCGUACUCAGGCUAAAUCUGGAGAAACAGGAAUUAGGCGUGUUGCAUCCUGCCCAGAUAACCGGUUAGAUAAAAAACUAGACCCCAUGCUCGAGGUAUGUGACAUUCCUGUGAAGAUAGCUGACCUAGGCAAUGCAUGUUGGGUGCAUCAUCAUUUUACAGAAGACAUUCAGACUCGUCAGUAUCGAUGUCUAGAAGUUUUACUAGGUGCUGGAUAUGGUCCCCCAGCUGAUAUUUGGAGCACAGCCUGUAUGGCUUUUGAGCUGGCUACUGGUGAUUUUCUUUUUGAACCACACUCUGGUGAAGACUACUCCAGAGAUGAGGAUCAUCUUGCUCAUAUUUUAGAACUAUUAGGAGACAUCCCUCGCCAUAUUGCACUCUCUGGACGAUACUCAAGAGAGUUUUUCAAUAAAAGAGGUGAACUCAGGCACAUCACUAAGUUGAAACCAUGGGGGCUUGUACAUGUUUUGACAGAAAAGUAUGAGUGGGAUCCCUCCGAAGCUCAAGCAUUUACAGAUUUCCUGGCACCGAUGUUAACCUUUGAUCCCAACCUCAGAGCCAGGGCCAGUGAUUCUUUGAACCAUCCAUGGUUGAACUCAUGAUUACCAGUCUGUGUAGUCUUUUAGAUCCUUCUAAUCUGUGGAAGUUUUGUUUAGUUCUGUGGAUACCUCCUGCAUUUAGCCAGCCAAUCAUUAUUUAAACUUCUGGAAUUUUUUCUUGAGACUGAACACUGUAUUUCUUAGCUAUGACUUGUGGCUCAUGUAUGCUGGAUCUGAAAAUAAUGUGUUUAAAAACUUCUUCCUUGUCAGUGAAGUGCUUGAAGUCUUUUAAACAGCAAAUAAAUGUUCAUGGUGCUAUCCAGCACACUGAAUGACAGUGAUG
This is a messenger RNA of Limulus polyphemus (Atlantic horseshoe crab), 2221 nucleotides long. RefSeq names its product SRSF protein kinase 3-like. The record is from RefSeq and is a predicted model, not a curated record. Gene Ontology annotation, biological process: protein phosphorylation; spliceosomal complex assembly; regulation of mRNA processing. Gene Ontology annotation, molecular function: protein kinase activity; ATP binding. Bases 163 to 1941 code for a protein of 592 amino acids. The transcript has 14 exons. NCBI's taxonomy places the organism in Eukaryota, Metazoa, Arthropoda, Merostomata, Xiphosura, Limulidae.